AUGUGUCUCAGGCACUACUACAACAGCUUCUUCGAAUAUUUCCCCGAGCCGAUCAAUAAUCUUCUGUGCGUCAACACCGCCAUCCACGAGAACGUGACGACCUGUGUCGUCGACGAUUGCACGGCGUACGAGCAAGGUGCAUAUGUUGUGGUGGCAGCUAUCGGGUGCCCCGAAGAAACGUUUCCAACUGCGAAUGUUACAUUGGCAAGGGUCACGACGGAUCUCGAGGAGGGAGGUGACCCAUAG
Molecule: messenger RNA, 246 nt
Organism: Cladophialophora psammophila CBS 110553
Lineage: Eukaryota; Fungi; Ascomycota; Eurotiomycetes; Chaetothyriales; Herpotrichiellaceae
Exons: 1
Coding region: 1-246 (81 amino acids)
Source: RefSeq, a predicted model, not a curated record